CAAGCACCGUCCAAAAAAUUGUAAAAGAAACAAUCAACCGCGGAAAUGGCACGUGAAAUCUUAACAUUCCAGUUGGGCAAUUAUUCCAAUUACAUCGGUACGCAUUGGUGGAACAUACAGGAAUCAUCAUUCAAUUAUGAUCCCAACGCAGAACCGUCCGAAAUCGAUCAUUCAAUCUUGUAUCGUGAAGGCCAAACGAGACAACGCCAGGUUACAUUUACACCACGGGUACUGAUGGUCGAUUUAAGCGGCACUCUCAAGCAUGUCCCACGUACCGGCGAUCUCUACGAACAACCGAUCGAUCCGGAACAAAUACCCUCCGAUCCUUCCGACAUUACUGACAUCGAAUGGGAAACUGGAAAGGUUGAGAUCAUUAAGAAGGAAAAGUCCGCUGAAAAGCAUCCUUAUCAGAUGGACCUUCAGGCAGGCAGUUCCGGAAGCGGUGAAGAGGCAGCAGAAAAGGAUUACAAUUUUUCCAAUACGGUUGAAAAUUGGAUCGAUUACAGCUACACCCGGUAUCAUCCGCGUAGCAUUAACAUCAUCGAACGAUACACACAUUCUAAGGAAGAAUCCCAGCUCGAUACGAUAACAAACGGCAUGGAACUGUGGAAGGAUUACGACUUUCAGGACGAUUUUACCGACCGUGUGCGGCAGUACAUCGAAGAGUGCGACGGUUGCCAAGGAUUUCAAACGCUGUUCGAUUGCUGUGAUGGAUUUUCCGGUAUCGCUAUGAAGCUACUCGAACAUCUGCAGGACGAGUAUGGCAAAGCAUCGCUCGUGUUUCCGGUUUUUCCGCCCAAGGCGCCAAUGUUUAAAAGUGCCGAUGAAGCCAUGAGCGACUCAAUACGUGUCAUUAACAGUGCGCUCGCGUUUGCACAACUAUCCGACCAUUGUUCGCUGUUUGUUCCACUAUCAACUAUGGGCCGCUGCUGGCGCAAUGUGGAUGAAGCGCGUCCGCUUCCUAAUCUUGUUUACGAUCCUGUAAAUUAUUAUCAAACAUCUGCGAUUCUGGCGAGCUUUUUAGAAACUGCAACGUUGCGCUACCGUUUGAAGGGCGCAGUUACGGGCAGUGCCGGCGGUUAUAUAUCCGGAAUGUGCAGUGAUUUAAAUGCUUACGGGCGAAAGAUGGCUGCCGCCGGAUUAGCUUUUCCAUUUCCGCUUGGAAACACGCAAGAUUUGAUAGACUGUCUCGAUCAGCUGGAUGGUAAAAGCUUAAUCGUACAGCUUUCUCCCAACGUAAAGGUACGCAAUCGUGCCGUCGUACAGUCUGUGUGCGUUCGGGGUUUACCACAGGAUCGUCUCAAACGACCACCAACGGCUAAGUCUGCUCAACGGCAACAGAUAAUGCCCGCGUACCGAUGUAGUAAUGUAAGCGAAAUAUUACAGUUUUACUAUUCUUGUAGUUUGGAGGUUAGCAUGUCGCACGUAACUUCCAUAAAAGCUCCCAUGACCGUUCGACAGCCGUUCCCGGUGGAACUGUUCGAUAAACGGGUAGGAUUCGACGGUUUCCUCACGGACUGCCCAUUAGCACAAGCAUCCAUGCCGUACGUGCAAAGUACUCCAGCAUUAGCUGCCAUUCAGUCGUCUUCCGAUUUAGGAGACGGUUUGGAUGCACUUCAUCGGGAAGUUAGUCGAAUUCGGUUAGCGAAAAUAGCUCGAUUCGCUGAGUGUGGUUUGGAAGAGGUGGACUACAAGGAAUCCAUCGAACGACUGCUCGAGUUUAAGGAGAAUUACGAUGAAAACUACGAACUGUAA
Molecule: messenger RNA, 1755 nt
Organism: Anopheles maculipalpis
Lineage: Eukaryota; Metazoa; Arthropoda; Insecta; Diptera; Culicidae
Gene: mst
Product: protein misato
Exons: 3
Coding region: 46-1755 (569 amino acids)
Biological process (GO): mitochondrion distribution
Cellular component (GO): cytoplasm
Source: RefSeq, a predicted model, not a curated record